AUGGUGACGGCGUCGAGCUCGGGCUCGAGCUCGCAGCCAAGGAUGUAUGCCGUCGAGCACGCUGACGUCGAGCUCGUGUCCUGGCUCGCUGAGCUGCGCGGCGCCGAGGCCACCACCCUCGACGCCGAGGUCGCUGCGCUCAAAGACGACGACGGGUGGGGCAUUGUCGGCAUGGCGAUCCAGGCGUCGUGCGGCCAGCCCGACCGCGAAGAGACGGUGCGCGUCGUCGUCGCCCGGUGGGGCGUAAACGCCGGCCCUAAUCGCGGGCGGGACAAGCACCGGUGGACGCCGCUCCAUCUCGCCGCGCUGCUGUCCUCGCCGCACAUCGUCUCGGUGCUGCUCAAUCGCGGGGCAGACCCCGCAGCCACCACUGACGUGGGGUUAACGCCGUACGACCUCAUCGUGGAGAUGGAGGGACGCGAGAGCUUGGUGCUCUUACUGGACCCGUGUCCCGUGCCACUGCGCGACGGCGACGUGGACGACGAGCGGGAGCGGCCGCGGAGCAGCAAGCCUGUCAGCGCCGAGCGCCGCGCGUUGCUCGAACGCAGAAGAGUGCGCCUCGCGACGCGGGCCGCCCGUGCCGAGCGCCGCGCCGGCCGCGCCCGCAUCGCCGCCGAGCGCGAGCGCUGGGUGCGUGAGCGCGCUAAGAUUAUUGGGGUCGACCCGAACUUUAUCUACCCGCCCGACGCGGCGCCGAAGAAGAAGGACGAGACGGGGAUUCUGGACGAAGAGGAAGAUGAGGACGAGUCGAUGCUUACCGACGACGAGGGCGACGACCCGCCCGCCGUUGCCGAGCACCUCGUCUUCUCGCGCUUUCAGCUGGAUACGAUAUACGAGAUCUUCAUCAACAACUACCGCCCGACGUGCCAGCCGGUCGAGAAACGCAGCCUCCCGGCCAACGCACUGUUCCUGUACAUGCGCUUCGCUUACUACCAGUGCGACAUUGAGUGGCUGGAGGAGCUGUACGAGGGCGCUAUUGAGCGGGUGGAGAGUGGCGUCUAUGGAAACGGUGACGACCUCGCCUUCCUCGCCUUCUGGGAGUACAACUUGACGCUCCUGCUCUACCUUGUUCGCUCGGACCCCGAGCUGUGCCAGGCAUGCGAGCACCUCAGCCUGCUGAGCAUGACCGAGGAGCUGAUCGGGGCGAUUCAUGUGUUCAUCAUCCGCAUUGCCGAGCGCAAAAUCGACGACAUCAUGGACCAGGCCAUGCUCGACUUUGAGUCGCUGGAAGACUUUGACGACGUGCGCUUUGCCGACGAGUGGAACCUCUUCCGGUCGCCCUUUGGUGCCAAGAAGAAGGACGCAAAGUCGACCUUAGGCUCGACCGUCUUCAACGUCCCCGACAGCUCGGACGGGCGCGUGGACCUCGAUUGGGCUCACCGCCGCUCGCAUUCCAAGGGCCAGAGGUCACUCACCCGCCAGUCGAUCUCCGACCUCAAAGCCGCGGCCAACAGCGCCAAGGCUGACGCAAAAGAGGCCAUCGCCAACGGCAUCGCCAGCGCCCAGGCCGUGUUUGGCGACAGGCCCAACCCAAGAAGAAUAUCCGACAUUCUCAACUGCGUGAUUGUCAUCCUGCAGCUGUACGAAGUCAACCCGGCAUUCAUUGUCCAGGUCUUCUCGCAGGUGUUCUACUGGAUCUCGAGCGAGCUCUUCAACCGCAUCAUCACCCGCAAAAAGUACCUUUGCCGCACAAAAGCCCUCCAGAUCCGCAUGAACAUCACUGCGCUGGAGGACUUUACUCGCAACAAUGGCCUCCCACCAGCAAUCGCGUCCAGGCACUUGGAGCCGGUGAUGCAGCUUCUGCAGUGGCUCCAAUUCUCGUCACAGAUCAACCAGUUUGACACGUUGAUCGCGACAGUCCAGGGGCUGCGCCGCCUCAAUCCGUUACAGAUGCGACGAGCGGUUCAAAACUACCGGUUUGAGGUCAAUGAGCCCCACAUGGCCGACGACUGCAUGCAGUACCUCCUGCAGUUGCAACGGGACUGGGACCGCCGACGGAUGAACAUUGGCGUCAAGCAGCUCCAGUCACAGCGCGGUCAGGGCACCGACGACGCGACGGGCAGCUCGGAAAUGUCCAUCGAUGACCUGUUUGACGACGGCAUCGCUUUGUCCGAUUGGAUUCCACAGACGGCACCAGAGUCGCUCGGGGAGCUGCUCGACAGCCGUUUCAUGCUCCCAUUUUUGGUGCCCACUGCGGUCGAGCACCUCCUGGCGACUCCACCUCGGGACGCCACGUACCGCAGCUUGGUGUCCGAGCUCGCACUCCUUCCUGAUGGGUCGGUUGCCACCAGGCCAAUGUCACGCGCGAGUCACUCUUCUUCGAGGCCAUUGGGCUGGAAAGCACCCAAGGACCACGUUGUGCGCGAGCUCCCGGAGGACUUCUUCAACUGGCUCAAGAUCAGACAGAGUGAGGUGCAGCCGCGCUUCCGGUCUCACCAUAGCCGCCAGGCGGCUUCGCCAGAAAAGCAGCGGGUAAAGGAGUUGCCAGCAGAGAAGGCGGCUGCGCCGCCGCCGCCGGCUCCUGCAUCGGGGCCUGUGGCGGCGAUUCAGCGUGUUCUUGAUCCACUCAAGACCGUGGUCGCGCCGUCGCUUGCCCCUUUGACCGAGGACCAGGAGGUGACGCCGCUGGCCACCGAGCGACGACCAGUUGCCGUCCUCGGCGAGAAACCACUUCCUCCUCAGCCUACCCAGCCGCUGUAUGACACGCCGUUCGACUCUCCUCCAGGCAGCUUCCAUACCCCUCCUCCCAAGUCGACCGUCCCUGCUCCUGUUGCACGCAUCGCCACCGAAGAGCUACAGUUCCAGGACCGCGACAAGACCUUGAGCCCCGAGAGCAUCGAGUUACAGGUCCGGAACGCGCUGUCUGGAGACACGCCGAAUGGUGGCAUCCCUGGGCACUAUGAGCUCGCACGCCACCGGCGUGCGCGCAGCAAUGGCUCGAUAUCGUCGACGGUCAGCACGGGAUCGUCGGGGUCGCCGACGGCGGAGAAGAAGAAGUGGUGGAAGGUUGGGCGCAAGCCGUCCGAGGAGAGCUUUGACAUGACUGUGCGGAGGAAGCGCGAGGACACCGCCGAGACGCUCGUACCCGAGCGAGGAGAGCGCGAGUCCACCCCCACGGCGUCUGCUGGACCGAACGGAAUGACAAGAUCGGGGUCUGGGCAGUGGACAACGUCGGAGGGCUGGCGUUGAUGGCGUGUUGAUGACAAAGGAGGAGAUCUGUCGGCGCGCAAGCCGGUUGACCAUGUUG
This is a messenger RNA of Vanrija pseudolonga, 3247 nucleotides long. It is a transcript of the gene YPR089W, whose product is annotated as Dilute domain-containing protein. The record is from RefSeq and is a predicted model, not a curated record. Gene Ontology annotation, molecular function: GTPase binding. The transcript has 5 exons. Lineage: Eukaryota; Fungi; Basidiomycota; Tremellomycetes; Trichosporonales; Trichosporonaceae. Bases 1 to 3189 code for a protein of 1062 amino acids.